Messenger RNA from Eupeodes corollae, 5115 nucleotides. RefSeq lists its product as uncharacterized. The coding region runs from base 1 to 5115 and encodes 1704 amino acids. The record is from RefSeq and is a predicted model, not a curated record. Gene Ontology annotation, molecular function: nucleic acid binding; zinc ion binding. The transcript is spliced from 2 exons. Gene Ontology annotation, biological process: DNA integration. NCBI's taxonomy places the organism in Eukaryota, Metazoa, Arthropoda, Insecta, Diptera, Syrphidae.
AUGGCAAGUGCAUUAAAAGUUAAGUGCGGUAAUGCAAAAGGGCGCUUAACUCGGGCGGCAGCAUUUGCAGAAGCGAUUGAUGAAUCUAUAACAAUCGAAAUGCUUGAGAUUCGGUUAAAUAAACUCGAGACCACAUGGUCUGAAUAUUCAUCUCUUCAUAACGAAAUUCUUGAAAAAGCUGAAGAUGAAGAAGUUAGUGAAUUAGAAUCUGAAUUUUCGGAAUACGAAUUAAAAUAUUUUGUUUCAAAUGCCGAGCUCGUUAAAGCCAUUCGCGAUAGGGAAAAAACUUCCACCAAACCAGUGGAAGUUCUUGAUAAUUCUUCUGCGUUUAAUCGCUUAGCUGAGCAACAAUCAGCCUUUCUCGAAAAAAUUAAUUCGUCUUCGCCAUCGUCAAAUAAUUCCAAUACUUCUAAACUUCCGACAAUCGUUGUGCCACCAUUCAGUGGAUGUUAUAAAGAUUGGCCUUCGUUCAGGGACAUAUAUCUGGGUUCAGUCGACACUAAGGUGAAUCUUAGUCCGACCCAUAAAUUUCAUUACUUGAAAUCCUAUCUGCGUGAUGACGCAGCCAAUCUUAUAAAACAUUUGAAAAUAAAUGACGCAAAUUAUUCGGAAGCUUGGGAUCGCUUAGAAAGACGGUACGAUCGAAGCCAAUUGAUAGUUCAAUCUUUUAUUGAAACUUUUUUGUCACUUCCUACUGCAAAUAACUCUAAUGUUCAAACUUUAAGAAAAAUUUCUGACGGUGCCGAUGAAGUUGUGCGUGGUCUUAGUGCGUUGGAUAAGACAGGUCGUGACCCUUGGCUCAUUUAUUUAUUGUUAAACAAACUUGAUUCGGACACCAAGCAAGCUUGGGCAGAGAAUAUCGGUUCUCGGGAAGACGUUACUAUAGUCGAAUUACUAGACUUUUUAGAACUACGGUGCAAUGCCUUUGAGGCUUGUCAAUCACUUUCCAGUCGGUCGGGUUCAUCGCGUACAAAGCAAUCAAACAAUAUUCGAGCUCAUCUUGCUGGGCCUUCAGACUCAAUUUCGAAAUCCAAAUGCCCAAUGUGUCAAGACAAUCAUGUCCUUACUCAGUGUACAAAAUUCGUCGCGUUAGACAUUGACUCUCGUCGAAGUUUUGCGAAGACAAACUCGCUUUGUUUUAAUUGUCUUAAAGCUGGACAUUCAUCGCAAAAAUGUUUUUCUACUUUUCGCUGUCGGGUGUGUAGAUCACGCCACCAUUCGUUGGUGCAUCCUGAUGAUGCAGCAAAUACAAAUCAAGUUUCGUUAACGGGUUCUUCUAACCAAACUCAAUCUUCGUCAUCAACCUCCGCUCAAUCCAACACCACCGAAUCGCUCGUUAGUAAUCAUUCGCUUGAUGUUAGUCGUCCUAAGAAAACUCUUUUACCAACUAUCUUGGCUAGAAUUCAAGACAAUCAAGGAAAUCUGAUAGACUGUCGUGUUCUUUUAGAUUCCGGGUCACAGUCUACAUUCAUUGUUGAAUCUUUCGCUCAAAGACUCGGUUAUCAUCGUAAGCAUUCAAGAAUUCCUAUCCUCGGUCUAUCGUCGACUGAAGUUGGAUAUACAAAGGGCCUCAUCUCACUAAAUCUUCGUUCUCGUGUCAAUUCUUCUCACUUAUUCGUUGAUGCCUUUAUACUCGAUAAAUUAACUUCAAACUUACCAACCAAAUUGAUAGAUGUUUCCUCCUGGUCUCAUAUUCAAAACCUCGACCUUGCUGAUCCUACUUUCAAUGUCGCCGCCCCAAUCGAUGUUCUUCUCGGUGGUGACAAACUUUGGAGCAUUCUCAAAGAUGGACAAAUUCGAGGUCCCAAUGGAUGCCCAAUCGCACAACGCACUUCGUUUGGAUGGGUCAUAACCGGACAAUUUUUUGAACCAGAGGAAUCGAACCAUUUUAUCUCAUUUCACUCUUUACUCGAUUUAAGUAAUUUGAUGCAACGUUUCUGGGAAGUUGAAGAGGUUUUCCCAGCAAACAGUUCUAUCGUUUUCGACCAGGCCGAAGAACAUUUUCAACUGACUUUCUCUCGAUCUCCUGACAGGAAGUAUGUUGUUCACCUUCCUUUUAAAACUCCAAAUCCAUCUUUCAAAAAUACUCUUUCGCUCGCUGUUUCUCGCCUAUUCGCAAUGGAACGUCGGUUCGCUCAAAAUUCGAAACUGAGAGACUUGUAUUCUGAUUUCAUGCGGGAAUAUAUCGGCUUAGGCCACAUGAUUCGAAUUCCUCGUGACGAAAUUAAGUGUUCUAACGGUAGAUGUUUUUAUCUACCACACCACGCGGUGCUAAAACCAGACAGUUCGUCUACUAAAUUGCGUGUCGUUUUUGAUGGCUCUGCCAAAGACUCCACUGGUAACUCGUUGAACAAUGCAUUGUUGAUAGGCCCUCCUAUUCAACGGGACUUAAUAGGUGUUUGCUUGCGGUUUCGACAACAUCCCUUCGUUUUUACUGCCGACGUCGUAAAAAUGUUCCGUCAAAUCUGGGUAGAUGACUCCGAUUGCGAUUACCAACGCAUUGUUUGGCGCGACUCUCCCUCAAAGGAAAUCGAACAUUUUCGGUUACGCACUGUAACAUAUGGUACAGCUUCCGCUCCGUUUUUGUCAGUUCGGGUUCUGAAGCAGCUUGCUGAGGACUAUAAAUCAGAAUUCCCGAAUGCAGCGCGUGUUCUACUGGAAGACGUAUACGUGGAUGACGUUAUGACGGGAGCAAAGUCACCCAAAGACCUUAUCGAAUUGAAAUCCGAAUUAGUCACUCUUCUUUCCAUGGCCAACCUUGAGCUGCGGAAAUGGAGCUCCAAUUGUUGGCCACUCCUAGCUUCUCUUCCUAAAGAGCAAUGUGAAUACUCUUUUUACGACACUGAACGUUCAAAUUCGUAUAUUAAGGUGCUUGGAAUGCAUUGGAAUCCAUCAAACGAUGAAUAUUCCUUUCGCAUCUCGAAGUCUCUUCCAACCAUUUCAUUGACAAGGCGUUCGCUGUUGUCUGAAGUAUCACGAAUAUUCGAUCCGUUAGGACUGUUGGCACCCUCAGUUGUACUUUUCAAAAUGCUCUUUCAGGAACUCUGGUCAUCGAAGUUAAAGUUGGGAUGGGACGACCCGUUGCCUCCAGAGUUAGCUGAUCGUUGGGAUAAAUAUCGGAAGGAAAUCUGGUUUUUUGAGCAAGUCCAAAUACCCAGAAACUUGUUUACCUCUUCCUUCGAUGACAUUGAACUGCAUGGCUUCUGCGAUGCAUCCACGCUCGCUUAUGGUGCCGUCCUGUACACUCGCUGUAAAGUUGCUGAAGGAAAGUACAACAUAACAAUUGUCGCUGCCAAGACCAAAUGGCUUGGUGCGAUUCCGAGAUCGUUUUACACUGGCUAUCAUCUCCUCCUCGUCGCUGGUGCAGCUAUUCUCGAAACUACUCCAAGAAGUUGCUGGCGUCAUAUUCGCUCCGAGUCAAAUCCAGCAGAUUGUGCGUCGCGCGGUGUGCUUCCAUCUGAACUCCCAAAUCAUCAUCUCUGGUGGACUGGUCCAGCCUGGCUAUCACUGGAAGAAUGCCAAUGGCCAAAGUCGAAAUUCACCACUCUUCAAUCGGACGAUAGCGAUCUUCUACUCGAAACGAGACAAUCUCCUCGUCAAGUUCUUCUCAUAGGACCUAACAAUUUUGAUGUUAUUGAUCACAUAAUCAUCAAAAUUUCCUCUUGGGAUCGCAUGCAACGUAUUCUCGGAUAUGUAAUUCGGUUCAUCUUCAAUUAUCUCAGCGAACCAUCAAAUCGUCGAACCUCAUACCUCACAACAAAGGAACUUUUCAUCGCCAAAACAACUCUCAUUAAAUCGAUCCAACUAAAAUCAUUCAGUGACGAUAUUCACGCCCUUAAAUCUAAAAAUCAAUUGCCCCUGAAAUCCAAACUGCUCAAAUAUUCCCCAUUUCUCGAUAAUAAAGGUCUGCUUAGAGUAGGAGGAAGAAUUAAAAAUGCCAAUAUAUCUUUUAACAUUAAACAUCCUUAUAUUCUUCCAGCUAAUGACUUUUCUCAUUUUAUUAUAGAAGAUAUUCAUAAGAAAAACUUACAUCCUGGAGUUUCCGCAACGUUCGCAAUCGUUAGACAGCAGUACUGGAUCUUGGGUUCUCGAAAUCUCACCAGAAAGAUUGUUUUCAAGUGCACUACAUGCUUUAAAUUGCGAAAAACAACUUCUUCGCAGCUAAUGGGUGACUUACCAUCGCAACGCGUAUCACAAAGCCGUCCUUUUUCACACACUGGGUGUGACUAUGCUGGGCCGCUUUGCAUUAAGCUGUCCAGAGGUCGAAAUCCAAAAACUUCAAAGGCAUAUAUCUGUCUAUUUGUGUGUAUGGCUACGAAGGCUAUACAUUUGGAGCUAGUGAGUGAUUUGACCUCUGACGCAUUUCUCGCAGCUUUUCGUCGAUUCGUUUCCCGGCGUGGACUUUGUUCGAAUGUGUAUUCGGAUAAUGGAACCAACUUCCAAGGUGCACGUCGGUGCUUGAACGAGAUGCACAAGUUAGUCAUAUCAGAAGCAUACAACGAGGCUGUUGCAACAUCACUUGCGAAGGACAAUGUAACCUGGAACUUUAUCCCUCCAUCGUCCCCUCACUUUGGUGGAUUGUGGGAGGCUGGAGUAAAGUCGGUAAAGUGUCAUUUGCGACGAGUAAUUGGAGCAUCCAUCCUUACAUUUGAAGAAAUGUAUACGGUGCUCACUCAAAUUGAAGCUGUCUUAAAUUCUCGCCCUCUUUGUGUGAUUUCAGAUAAUGAAUUAAAUCCAUUAACACCCGCUCACUUUCUUAUAGGUGAACCAUUUACUGCUGUCCCAGAGCCAACAACGCUGUCCACGCCUUUAAAUCGCUUGUCGCACUGGAACCAUCUACAAAAUAUGGUACAAGGCUUCUGGAAACGGUGGCAUGUGGAAUAUAUCACCACCCUACAAGAACGAUCGAAAUGGAAGACGGCAACUCCGAAUCUCAAACCAGGGGACUUGGUAAUAAUUAAAGAACCAAACCUUCCGCCAACUAAGUGGCUUCUUGGCAAAAUCGAAGCAGCAACCCAAGGGACUGAUGGCCGAGUACGAGUUGCUACUGUAAAGACGAACGGUGGAACAUUUGUUCGUCCAAUUACCAAACUUGCCCUACUACCCAUAUCCUGA